This is a messenger RNA of Acyrthosiphon pisum (pea aphid), 2998 nucleotides long. RefSeq names its product neprilysin-2. Gene Ontology annotation, molecular function: metalloendopeptidase activity. The coding region runs from base 670 to 2754 and encodes 694 amino acids. The record is from RefSeq and is a predicted model, not a curated record. NCBI's taxonomy places the organism in Eukaryota, Metazoa, Arthropoda, Insecta, Hemiptera, Aphididae. Gene Ontology annotation, cellular component: plasma membrane. The transcript is spliced from 17 exons. Gene Ontology annotation, biological process: protein processing.
UAAAAUCUUUAAUGCAUUCAUUAAGAAAGGCGUUUACAAGAUUAUUUACAAAAAUUACAAGACAAGUGUAGCACUUUAAUGAAUGUUCAGCAAAAUGUAUCGACAAUAUGCAAUUAGUCAAUAUUUUAGAUACAUUAUGAUUAAAAAUAAAUUCUUGAUUGGAUGUUAGUUAAUUUUUGAAGUACUAAUUAACCAAAUGAGUGAAAUCCCAAAAAAUAUAUGAACAUAGACAAUAUAAUAUGAUUGAUCUCAUGAAAAUCAAUACUUACCUAACCAAAAAAUGUAUAUGCAUAAAUAAAAUUAAAGAUCACAGCUGGGUGUUGUAUAAAAUAAUAAUUAUUGAUAAUUUGAAAGUCAUUAGUUUUAUCUAUAAGUAUUAGUAUAGGUACCUAUCAGGUGUCUAUAUAAUAUGUAUGUUUCCAGACAAUAAUAAAACUGUAAGAGAUAAAAAAAAAAUUACGUUUGAGUGUGUAGGACGUGGGUAUACUUUUACAUUAUGAAUGUUUGCCCCAUUCUUCUAUACUCCAAAGUAAAAAAAAAAAACGAUAAUUUACCGCUUGAAAUUAAACUAAAGAUAUUUGAAAUAAUAAAUAAAACGUAUAUUAAUAUGUAAAGGUUUUCAAGAACACCUCGAAGGGAAAAGAGUUUCAUCCUUCACAAUUUCUCAAAAUGGAAAAUUUUGGUGCACAGUUUACAGUCUGCAACACAAAAUCAUGUUUACAAUCUUCCGUAUCGUUAAUAAAUUGUAUGAAUGAAACUGUCGAACCAUGCGAAGAUUUUUAUGAAUUUGCUUGUGGUAUGUUUGAAACCAACUACCCUUACUAUUCAAAUACAAAUGAAAAUAGCUGGGUAACGAUAAUGUCGUUAAAAAUAAAACACAGAGUGAAAAAAUUUCUCAACAAAGAAAAUGAAAUAUACGAACCUAAUGCAGUUCACAAAACUAGGAAGUUUUACCAAGCUUGUUUAAAUGCUACUGAAGAUCAAGUUUCAAUCAAUUAUGAUCCUUUAUGGAAAGUUUGGGAAAAAGUCGGUCUAAACACAGAAUACCUAAAUGAUUCAGUCCCAUUGGAAAUCGAAACAAUUUUAGCUAGAGUUAAAUUAUAUUUUAAUCUGGAUAUUUUUUUUGAAAUUUAUGCUGAUGACGAUCCUAGGAAUUCAUCAUCACAUUCACUUUUAACUAUUACUCAAAAUUGGGAAUCAAAUAAAUACAAAAGAAGAAACAAUAUGAAAACAAAUAAAGUUGAUAUCGAUGACUCUUUGCCGAAAUUUACCGAAUACUUUAAUUUAUUGGUUGAAAAACUUUUAAAUCGUAAUCAACCAUAUCAAGGGAAGAUUAAAGUUGAAGAUCUCACGAAUACAACAAAUGAAUUAGUAGAAUUUGAGGAAGAAUUUUCACAAAUUCAACGAAAUACAUUUAGUUUAAAAAAUGACAUUCCUGAAGUAGUUACACUAGGAGAAUUUCAAAAUUUUACAGAUACAGCAGGAGAGACAUUUAAGUUUAAUUGGACAUUAUAUCUAAGAGAGUUAACUCGUGAUAUCCAACCGAAAAUUUAUGAAAUAUUGUCAUCAGAAAAUGCUGAUAGUUAUGAAAUCUUAGUAACCAACAGAGAUUUUUUAAAUGAAGCAUUUAAAUUAUUAUCUCAAACACCAACAAUAAUAAUAAAAAUGUCAAUACUAACUCAAGUGUUAACUAUUUUGGAUAGUCAUUUUCCAUCUGGAGAGAAAUUUAAUUCUGAACAUUGUUUUUCGUUGACGAGUGAAUUUUUCGGAAUGGUCACCGGGUAUUCUAUGAUAAACACGUUAGACAACUCCUCUAAAGCUGCAUUAACCGAAAUGACUGAUAAUAUUAAAUGGGCUUUACGUAAAAUGGUUAACGAAGCGAGUUGGAUGGACGAUGAAACGAAAAAUGCUACUUUACGAAAACUAGCUAAUACGAAAACUUUUUUCGGAUAUCCAGACAAUUACGAAAAUAUAAUAAACAAUUUAAUCGAAAACUUGACAGUUACGGACAAUCACAUCGAGAAUAUAUUAUCGAUUUCGAUGUUUAGCACGGCGAGUAAUUGGAAAUAUUUAACAGAAGAUAGAGAUUGGGAAAAUCAAACGUGGGCAGUAACUCCGGAUGAAGUAAAUGCGUACUGUUAUAAUUCAAUGAAUGCAUUUUUCAUGCCAGCAGCAAUAUUACAAGCUCCGUUAUUCAAUAACGGCGUACAGGCACUUAAUUACGGAGCCACGGGCAGUACUAUUGGACACGAACUAUCUCACAACUACGACAAUACAGGCAGGCUGUACAACGAGUUGGGAAAUGUGGCACAGUGGUGGUCGAAUAGAAGCUAUGAAGAGUACACGAAAAGAGCGAGUUGCUUGAUAAGUCACUACAACGACAUCGACGUCGUCAGCCACAAUAACACAUUUGCAGUUAACGGCGUACAAACACUAGAUGAAAACAUUGCUGACAUUGCCGGACUGAAAGAGGCGUAUUAUGCUUAUCGGCGCUAUGUAGACGUACACGGACAAGAACCUAGAUUGCCCGGUAUGGAACGUUAUAGUCAUGAGCAAUUGUUUUUCUUGGGAUACGCUAACCAAUACUGUUAUUAUGACGAGGGAGACAGCCAAUUUGACAAUUUUAACAGCCACAGUCCAAACAUGGUUCGUGUACGGGGUGUCCUAUCACUUUCACCGGAGUUUGCAAAAGCGUGGUCUUGUCCAAUUGGUUCUCCGAUGAAUCCAAAAAAAGAAAAAUGUCAAAUUUGGUAAUUCAUUAAUCAUUAAACAUUUAAACGACAUCAUAUUUUUUUCAAUUUUUUCAAAUUUAUUGUAUAUUUUAUAUAUUUAUUAUUUGAAUUAUAACACAUUUGUAUAAUGUUAGCUAAUAUUUAACAUGUUAUUGUUAUAUCAAAGAUAUAAGUUCCUUUGUAUAAACUAAAUGGUUUACCAACUUAUUUUUUGUACACAAAUUAUGUAAACAAAAUACACUCGUUCAAGAUUAACGUGAUUAAUA